GCACCGCGCCAGAGUUGUGUAACUUUCCAGCUUCUUCCAGGCGAAAACUCUCGCGGCCGUAGCUGGUUAGCUAGCCACAUCGGCUAAAAUAGGAACAUCGGUCUGAUUUGGUUCUGGAUGUUCAGAAAAAGUUUAUUUUUUGUAUAAAGGUGGAGAGUUUUAUCCAUCGGAUUAGUCGAGGUGAAGAAGAGAAGACGGGAAAAAAGACAAAAGAAAAUCGGGGGCGGAUCAGAAAUCAAACAUGUCCUCCUCUUCCUCCUCGCAGGCAUCUUCCAGGCGGCAAUGGUGUUAUCUUUGCGACUUGCCCAAGAUGCCCUGGGCCAUGAUAUGGGAUUUUAGUGAAGCGGUGUGUCGCGGGUGUGUGAAUUAUGAAGGCGCGGACAGGAUAGAAAUGCUAAUAGAUACGGCGAGACAGCUGAAACGCACCCAUGUGAUGCAGGACGGAAGGUCUCCAGGUCCCCAGUCGGGGGGUAAACACGGCCCUGGGGCGAAAGAUGCCGCGCUGGAUGGGAGCAGAAACACUGAGCGGUUUGAAAGGAGCAGAGGAGAAUUUGUACCUGCCAGACUCCCUAAUGGACUGCCCAGGCUGGAAGAUGGUGCUGUUGCAGAGGUGAGCAGGCAAAGUCCUAAUGCCAGAAGGACGAUGGUGGCAGGUGUGCCACCCAAUUUGAUGGCCCAGGGAAUUGUAGGUACACCGCAUGGCCUUUUGAUCGGUGCCAGAUCCAGCGGUGCACCUCUGGCUUUAUCUGCACCAAUACUGAGCGAACUUGGGAAAAGACAGGCAAUGGGUGUCGGGAUGUCGUUCGUGACCUCAGACUUUGAAAAGGACCUGAAGGAGAAACAACGGAAUGCCGAAGCCCUCGCAGAACUUUCCGAAAGUGUUCGGAACCGGGCCGAUGAUUGGGCCGGACGUCCCAAAUCUGUCCGUGACACUUUGCUUGCGCUUUCCAGCUGUGUGCCAUUCAAUGUGCGCUUUAAGAAAGACCACGGCCUUGUCGGGAGAGUGUUUGCAUUUGAUGCCAAGCUUGGGGUGGAUUUUGAGCUCAAGGUGUUUGUUGAGUACCCGUGUGGCUCGGGCAAUGUUUUCUCGAGCUUGUUGGCUUUGGUGAAGCAGAUGUUCCAGGAUAGCCAAAAAGACUCAGGCAAAGUGAUCAGCUCCGGCUUUAAAUACGUUGAAUACGAGAAACGACACGGUGUUGGUGAUUGGCGUCUCCUUUCCGAGCUGCUCAGCGAUGGUCUUCGGGUAUUUAAAGAACCACCGAUACCUGAUUCACUCCCUCAACCUUAUUUGGAUGCUGCCUGUGCCAUGUUGCCCACUGCUCUCUGCCAUCUCGGACGUCCUGGCCAAGCUCGAAUGCGGCGCCGGAAAGCUUCUCCAGAUCCGGAUGCGGCUGAGAGAUUGACAGCUGAGGAUCAAAUACGUCAACAUUGGUACCCCAGCAUGAGCAGCCACAUUCCCACCAGUUCUCUUGCGAGUGCUAUGCCUGGCCAGCCUCCAAAUCUCCAGGAAAUAGUUCCUGUUUCCCAUGGGAGUGAUCCUUCACCUAUCAGCGCCCUCAUGACUGUUGCAGACAAUGUUGGUGCCAUUAGCCAAUCGCCAAAAGACAUGCCGGGAAGUAGUGGUGCUCACGGUUCUAGCGCUAGCCCUUCAUCAUCCGGGCAAAGGCGACUCGCAUCACGUAACGGUGAAAACGGAUCCGGAAUAGCUGCGGUUGCCACGGCAAUGCCCCCUGUUGCAGUGGCAGAGCAGGUAUCUGAAAUCUCUGGAGCAUCUGGAGCUCCUUUAUGUUGCACCAUUUGCCAUGAAAGGCUUGAGGAUACACACUUUGUCCAGUGCCCUUCGGUACCCGUGCACAAGUUCUGCUUCCCCUGUACCAGGGAAUUCAUCCGUAAUCAGGGCUCAGGGAGUGAGGUGUACUGCCCAAGCGGUGAUAAAUGCCCGCUUGUGGGCUCCAAUGUACCCUGGGCAUUCAUGCAAGGGGAGAUCUCAACCAUCCUGGCUGGAGAUGUGAAAGUCAAGAAGGAGCGGGACCCUUAAUUUGAAUCAGGAAGUUGCAGUCCCUGAACCCCAGAGAUGACCGAUGCCACAGCACUGAAGAGACGACCGUUCACGUGCAAACAUCAUCUUUCUCCGUUUCUCAUCCCUCUGUCUACAAUCAAGAGUUUAUCUAAACAUCCAUUUGUCUUUAAUGGUGUUAAGAAAUAUGUUUUCUGUUUCUCCUUUUACCACUUUUCCCAUCUUCUAUCCACAGCUCAGUCAACCAUUCUUUAUACUCCCCCUUUUUUAUGUUAUUAUUAUUAUUUUUUUUUUUUAUAACAUAUCUCACCCACCGCUCCACCUUUAUUUCUGGUCGCUCUGGUAGGGAAUUGGUAGCUCAGUGGACUUCUGAUCACAAGUUUGUAAAUUCAAAUUCAAGUACUACUAAGCUGCCACUGCUGGACCCUUGAGCAAGGCACUUAACCCUCAUAAAUGAGAUCAUUGUAAGUCUAUCUGGACAGGGGCAUCUGCCAAAUGUUGUAAAUGUACAUUUCUGUCUUCUCAUUACUUAUUUUGCUUUUUAAAUUAUACCCAAUUAACAAUUUCUCUGUCUUCCUGAACCUCAACUUUAUUUCUGUCAUCACUUCUCUCCCACACUUUCUUUCCAUCUCUCCAUUCCUCUUCUCAAUUUAUUUCAAUUCAGUUCAUUUCAAUAUUUCUAGCGCUUUUAUCAAGGCAGCAAUUUCCCUUUUCACGUCACACUUUCUUUCAUUCCUCCUUUAUUCUCCUUUUUAUGGACAAUCAGAGAUUUUUCCCCACUGCAACAUGUAAUUGUGCUUUACUACAAAGCUAAUAAUUUUAUCUAGUUUUUUUUUUUUUUUUUCCGGUAACACCCCCCUUUUUUUUUCUUCUUUUUUUUAUUUUUUUAUUUUUUCCAAGCAUUACCGCUUUCCAGAAGUAGAUAUCUCAUAUGCAUCAUACAACAAAUGAUUUAUCCAGAUGAAUGUUCUAAAAAUAGGUAUUUGCAAAAAGCUUCAACAAAAUGCUUUUUGUUUUAAAUAGAAUUGAGCAGCCAAGACAUAUUAGAUAUUAACACAGAUAAGUGAACUUUGUCAUCCAGAAUUCCGUAACUCCGUGAGACAUUAUUCACUAAACUAGGCACUAAAGCUUCGCGGUUGAUUGAGUACAUUAGGCAAAAUGGAUUUGCUUUAGAUUUAUUUUUGUCUAUUUGUUUCUUUAACAGCUACAACAGCACUAAGGUAGGCAUGAGUCAAUGGUAGAUAUACAUAUUGCAAUAACUGCACAGCUGUUUUUACAAUCUUAAAAUGUUUUUUUUUUCUUUUUUUCGAGUCGACUCUUUAGUGUGAUGCAUUUAUUAUAUCAGUUAAACAAAAUUGUCUUAAAUAAGGCAUAUAACUGUCCAUGUGCUGGUAGAGAAUUUUUUUAAUAAAUGGCACCUAAACAAAGGUAA
Messenger RNA from Silurus meridionalis, 3449 nucleotides. RefSeq names its product interferon regulatory factor 2 binding protein 1 (gene irf2bp1). The transcript has 2 exons. Gene Ontology annotation, molecular function: transcription corepressor activity. The record is from RefSeq and is a predicted model, not a curated record. Gene Ontology annotation, cellular component: nucleus. Lineage: Eukaryota; Metazoa; Chordata; Actinopteri; Siluriformes; Siluridae. The coding region runs from base 242 to 2038 and encodes 598 amino acids. Gene Ontology annotation, biological process: regulation of transcription by RNA polymerase II.